UUUACUUUUUGGAACUGUUGAACUAGUGUAUUCUAGGGAGCAUCCUACGCUAGGUGUUCAACUUAAACUCUGCAACCCGAUGGACCUCAAGCUCACUGGGCUGUCUUGUAGUUCCAGAUAGGAGAUUCCUCGCUGUCCGUCUUGUCUACCCGUAAUUAUACGAGGCAAAAACCAGUUUACUUAAAGUUGAGGUAGUACAACGUCUGCCACUUUUAUUAUCUUAUACCAUGAUAAGCCAAGUCCCAUUUAUGAACUCAUCAUUAUAUCAACUCCACUUCUAGUAAGAACAGACUCCUUGUUUUCGCUGCUUUACUCUCUGCAUUAAAAACCAACUUUUUCUUCAAUUUAGUGCCAAUUAUUAUCAACUCUGCUGUUUGUUGGGUUCCUUUCAUUAAAUCAGUGGCAUACUUCUGCUUUCUACCCAUUUCUUAUCUUUUUUAACAGCUCCACUUUUGAUUCUAACUCCUCAACGUAGAUUUGGUCAACAAAAAAAGUAUAACUGCAGUUGGUGACCUUCUCUCCUGCUCCCCUGACUUAAUAUGAAUACGUAGCCUGAGAUGCGAAAUCAGCUCAGGAGCAAGAAUCCAUGGGUUUCAACAGGAGCGUUUUCCACUUCUUCACCUUUCUUCUGCUUGUUUUUCAAGUUCCUUCACUAGCUCUCAACACUGACGGGGUCCUUUUGCUUUCCUUCAAAUAUUCCAUCCUCAGUGACCCAUUAUCAGUCUUGCAAAGCUGGAACUACGAUGAUGAAACGCCAUGUGCAUGGAAUGGAGUGACUUGCGCUGAUAUUGGCAUUCCAGGAACACCAGACACGUUCAGGGUCACCAGCUUGGUCCUCCCAAACAGCCGUCUUCUUGGUUCAAUUUCAGAAGACCUUGGCCACAUUCAGCACCUUCGCCACUUGGAUCUCUCAGACAACCUUUUUAAUGGAACUUUGCCAAGCUCUAUUUUUAACUCAACUGAGCUUCAGGUAUUCUCUUUGUCCGGAAAUGUCAUCUCUGGUCAGUUGCCUGAGUCCAUUGGUGGAAUGACUAGUCUUCAGCUCCUGAAUCUCUCUAAUAAUGCCUUGGCUGGGACAGUACCUGAAAAUUUGACAGCUUUGCAAAACUUAACUGUUGUCUCUUUAAGGAGUAACUAUUUCUCAGGAAAUGUACCUAGUGGUUUCAAUUCAGUUGAGGUACUGGAUCUGUCCUCGAAUCUGCUUAACGGGUCUCUCCCUUUAGAUUUUGGUGGUGGUAAUUUGCAUUAUUUGAACUUGUCUUACAACAAGAUUUCAGGGUCAAUAGCACCAGAGUUUGCAAAGCAACUUCCUCAUAACGCCACCAUUGAUCUCUCAUUCAAUAAUUUAACUGGGGCGAUUCCAGAGUCUCUAUCUUUGCUUAAUCAGAAAACAGAGUCCUUUUCAGGUAAUAUUGAUCUAUGUGGGAAACCGUUGAAAAGCCUUUGCUCAAUUCCUUCAACACUUUCAACUCCACCAAAUGUUUCCCAAUCCAUAUCACCAGCAAUUGCAGUGAUACCACAGUCAAUAGACUCAACCCCUGGAGAACCAAAUACCAUUCAAAACCAAGCACGAGGCAGUCUAAAGCCAGGCACAAUAGCAGCAAUAGCAGUAGCAGACUUAGCUGGUAUAUCCAUUCUUGGCAUGAUCAUUCUUUACGUCUACCAACUCAAGAAGCGAAAAGAUCUCAACCAAAGCACCUCAACAAGCAACCUCGAGAAAAAACCUGACGUACCGGUCUCAAAAGCGCAAGUGGAAUCAGGAACAAUAAUGCCAUCAUCAUGUUCAUGCAUAAAGUUAAAACUCAUAGAGACAUCGGAUACUACCACUACCAGUUCUGAUAGUGACCAGGAAGAGAAAAACCGAGUCAUAAAUUUGAACCCAACUGAGGCAUACCAGAAAGGAGGCAAGCUCGUGACAGUGGAUGGGGAAACUGAGCUGGAGUUAGAGACUUUGCUCAAGGCAUCAGCUUAUAUUUUGGGGACGAGUGGAUCAAGCAUUGUUUACAAGGCUGUGCUAGAGAAUGGGACUGCAUUUGCAGUCAGAAGGAUUGGAGAGAGUUCGGUGGAGAGGUUAAAGGAUUUUGAAAGCCAAGUUAGGAUUAUAGCCAAGUUAAGGCACCCAAAUUUGGUUAAAAUUCUUGGGUUUUACUGGGGAGAUGAUGAGAAGCUUGUUAUCUAUGACUACGUCUCCAAUGGCAGCCUCGCUUGCUCAAGUACUUACAGAAGAUCAGGCUCAUCAUCACCUUGCCAUUUACCUUUUGAAGCCCGUCUUAAAAUAGCAAGAGGAGUGGCUUUGGGACUGGCCUACAUUCAUGAAAAGAAACAAGUUCAUGGCAACAUCAAACCAAGCAACAUUCUUUUAAACUCCAAUAUGGAGCCCUUAAUUAGUGACCUGGGACUAGACCGCCUUCUCUCAGGCAACGCCAGCUACAAAGCAAACAAUUCAUCAGCCAGGUUUAUAAGCAGCCAACGGUCCACAGCUUCUCGUGAUGGCCCAUCCUACCCCCGAACCAGUCCAAGCCCCCAUGUGCCUGCCACUGCCAGCUAUUCCACAGGAAUAUAUCAAGCACCAGAGUCAUUAAAGAACCUCAAACCAAACCCGAAAUGGGAUGUCUACUCAUUUGGCGUAAUUUUGCUUGAACUUCUCAGUGGGAGAGUGUUCUCAACCAGGGAAUUGGGACAGUUGGAGAUGCCAGCCGGUUCAAUCGGGGAAGAAAAGAUCCGGGCUGUCCGCUUGGCUGAUGUGGCGAUAAGGAGUGACGUGGAAGGCAGGGAAGAAGCCAUGCUGGCGUGUUUUAGAUUAGGGUUUAGUUGUGCAUCAUUUGUGCCACAAAAGAGACCGUCCAUGAAAGAAGCAGUUCAAAUCCUAGAAAAAAUCCCUGAAGCUGCUUCUUCUUCCUCCUCUUCAUGUUAAUGAAAUGAUGCAUUUGGGUCCUACAAAAAGUGCUCCAGCGAGCUCUAAAGUAAUUUUCUUUUGCCUUUUUGUCAAAUCCUUUGUUGACUUGAAUGCUUUGCAUAAUUACGAGCCGGAUAGAAUAUUGUUGAUAGCCUAUGCGAGAAAAAGCGUCAC
Molecule: messenger RNA, 3070 nt
Organism: Durio zibethinus
Lineage: Eukaryota; Viridiplantae; Streptophyta; Magnoliopsida; Malvales; Malvaceae
Product: receptor protein kinase-like protein At4g34220
Biological process (GO): protein phosphorylation
Molecular function (GO): ATP binding; protein kinase activity; protein binding
Source: RefSeq, a predicted model, not a curated record